Molecule: messenger RNA, 2505 nt
Organism: Sparassis crispa
Lineage: Eukaryota; Fungi; Basidiomycota; Agaricomycetes; Polyporales; Sparassidaceae
Exons: 5
Coding region: 1-2505 (834 amino acids)
Biological process (GO): regulation of DNA-templated transcription
Cellular component (GO): nucleus
Source: RefSeq, a predicted model, not a curated record
AUGGCCACACACUCUCACAAGUCAAAGCCUGUCUCCUUCAUGCGGAAGAGGCGUCAAGUAUAUGUCGACAUACCCCCUUCUCCUCUUCAUUCGUCCACCCGUAGCGCGAGGUUAGAACAUGCAUCCGAGAGUAGCCUCAAGGAGAACGCACCUCUGCAGCCUACGCCCCUGCCGAGCGACAGUAGUUUGACCAGCCUGAGCAGCAUUAACUCUCGCCCGAACAAACGCAAGCUCUCAGACGCGUCGCGUCAGAUCUCUGGACGUGAGGAACUUAUCGUCUCUAACUCCAAGAAGCCCAGGGUUGUUACCCAGGCCACACCCAAGUCCGACAAUGUACAUGCCUCGAUUCAAGAUCAGGGCAAAGCGGCCCAGAAGGUCAAAGUUGCUACACUCUCCCUGGACUAUCCCGAUGAAACAGACGACGAACUCUUUUACUGCCACCAAUGCAACAAGAAACGUGUCGUUACUCAUAUCAUUCAAUGCACCGCAAAGAAGCAACCACUGAAACUCCACAGCCAGCGGUGUGGCGCCAAGUAUUGUAGGGCCUGUCUGUUGAAUAGGUAUGCUCUGGAACUCGAUGAUAUCAAGAAGGCCGGUGAAAUAGGCCUGAGUAAGAACGAAAAGGAAAAGCAUGUUUCUGGAGAAGGUUUUUACUUUCAAUGCCCGAAGUGUAAGGAUGAAUGUAAUUGUCGCAAUUGUCGCAAGGCGCAAGGUCUCCAACCUACAGGGAACUUGACCUUGAUAGCUCGCAAAGCGGGCAAAGAUUCUGCUGCUCAGAUGCUCGCAGACAAUCCCUCUGCUAUGGGUAAUUUGCCCGGUUUGGGUCGACAAGUCGUGCACGAAAAGAAGCCCAGAGCCACGAAAAUAAACGCUGCUUCCUCGUCCUCCGGAAAAGAGAAGAAUACACAACUGGGCAAAUCACGCGUGAAACCUCUCGCCCAGGAGGUCAAGCGAAAGCCUCGUACGACGAAGCCCAAAGCCCCCAUGGCGCGGAAGCCAGUGCCAAAACCGACAUGGACUCGUGUAUCCACGACAUUGACUCUGACCGCAGCCGAGAUGCGGAUGGACAUCCGCGAGUUUUUCCUCCGGUUCUUCCCUAUCCUGGACAUCGCCAAGGGACACCUGGAGGACCUGGAGGUAAUCUCCACUUCGCUAGGACCUCCUGUAACUCCAGUCAACGAUGCCGAGGAAGAAGAGCUAGUGGGAUGGGUCAGCGAGCCAUGCGCCAAGGCUCUGAUACUCAGUCUUUUGGCUGCGAUCUCCGGUAGCUCCACCUGCAACGAUGACUUCGGGAAGCGGAUUAAGGCGGCAAUGAAAGAGAUUCGCACAGCUGGUGCGAGCUUGAAUCGAAUCUGGAGUUCGCUUAUGUCGUUGCGGCAGGCCCUCGGACUCAUGUUCCCCGACCCACUUCCUCCUCCAGCGAGCUUCACGUACCACAACACGCGCAGUGGACUACAAGGAACGAACGUAGAGAUCGUGCCGUACAUCGCGAUGUCUGCACAGCUCGUUCCUGUCAUUGCAGCUCUUCUGGAACUGGCUCUCGAUGCAAGUACAGUGCGGGAGGAGCUAGAGCAAAGUGCCACCAAGGAGAAAGACAUAGGAAAGGACGUCAAAGAAGGCACCGCGAAAGAGAAGACCAGGUGGAAAGAUCAAAGAGAAACCUUGGAGGCAACGGCAAAGGGCAAUCUCAUUAAAACUCAGCGCGAAUUUCACAGGCAAAAGCUCGAGGGCAUCGAGCACGCGCAUCGCUUGGCGUUGUACACAUGUACACCACGAUUUAGCCCGCUGGGUCAGGACCACGAGGGCAGGGUGUACUAUGCCCUGACGCCCGGGAUGGCGGAGAGGGAGGCCGCGUUGCAGGUAAUUGCAGGUAAGGAAGGAAAAAUCAAGGUCAGCCGGAAGCGGGGAGUGAUGACAGAGGAUGAUAGAAAAGGGAUGCAACGGUGGUCCUGGUUUGUGGCCGUAUGGGGCCGCUUACCCAGAAAUGCGGUUAAGGCCGGGAACGACGACAAUGAAGACGAAGAUGAAGACGAGGGCUGGUGGGGCUUUUGGGAGCCAGAGCAGGUCAGGAGGGUCGCUAGCUGGAUCGCUGAGGAGUGUCGGCUCGGUGACGACGGCUUCACCACCACAUCGAAGGCCUCCAGCUCCCAUCUUAACGAUGGCGAGGACCACCCAAGACGUGCUGGCUCGAGCAACUCCUCCACUAAUGUCAACAAUCUUCACGACUCUCGCGAGCUUUCGCCUCUAUCAGAUCUAGAUUCCGACGAAGAUACCUUAUCCGACGAGGAUGAGAGCGAUGGAGAGAGCGACGACAGGAUGCAUUCCAGAUCACGAAGCGCAUCCAAGCCAAACAGGAAGGAAUUAGGUGAACUCGUGAACCGUCUCCAGGAGUACGCGGUUCUGCUUCAGUGGAGAAUCCAGCGUGUCGAGGGAGAAGGAACCGCUCUGAAAGAGAAGGAUAACGGAGUCCAUGCCUCAGUUCCCGCGAAGAAGUUUUAUGGGUAG